AUAAAAGUUACCAAUACAUUUUCAUAGAGUGAGUCUUGUUCACCUAUUUUAGAUAAGUUAUAAAAAAAUUAAUUUUUUGGAUGGGAUUUGGAAAAAGUGGGGAUUCGAAAUAGUCAAAACGUUAUUACGACCGUUUUCAACUUUUCAUAAACGGCUACAACAUUGUUAAUCGUUCCGAAGGAAGGAUUAUCCAAGGCCCAUGCGCACAAGCGUAAAGUAGCAGUCUCAGCGCAAAUUCCUCUAGUAGUGUUCAUUCACAACAGAGGUUGGAAACGCGAACACUUUCCUUUUCUGCUUUUUCAGUAUACUUUCAUUAUUAAUUCUCCAACCAAAAAAAGCUUUCUAGCAUAAAACCCUAGAUCUCCAUUUCUCCAUAAAUUACACUCAGCUGCUUAGAUCUUCACCAUCUAGUUUACCGCUACAAAAUCUAUAAGUUCAUCUUAUCUAAUCGACGUGAAAAAACACUAGAAUGUGAAGAGAGUGAAGUCUAUUUUGAAUUAUUUAGAGUGAACUAGUUAUGGAGACUCGGUUACUGAUUUGUCUAGUAAUGACUGCUCUUGUUCUUACUGAUUUGAGUGAAGUAGUUGUCGCUGCUACUUUUACAUCGAAGCUUAUUCAUAGAUUCUCUGAUGAAAUGAAAGAAUUUAGGGUUUCUAAAAAUGGGGGAGAUAAAAUGUUAAGUUCAUGGCCGAAACGUAAGAGUUUAGAUUAUUAUCGGUUAUUAGUGGGUAAUGAUUAUCAGAGACAGAAUAUGAAACUUGGAGCUGAAUAUCAGUUCUUGUUUCCAUCUCAAGGGAGUAAAACUAUUUCCUUUGGAGAUGACUUUGGCUGGUUACAUUAUACAUGGAUUGAUAUUGGAACACCAAAUGUUUCAUUUCUUGUUGCUUUGGAUGCUGGUAGUGAUUUGCUAUGGGUUCCAUGUGAUUGCAUAGAAUGCGCUCCACUUUCUGCUAGUCACUACAGUAGUCUGGAUAGAGAUUUGAGUGAGUAUAGCCCAUCUGAGUCAAGCACCAGCAAGCACGUAUCUUGCAGCAAUGAGUUGUGUCAGCUGGGUUCCAAUUGCAAAACCCCAAAGCAACCCUGUCCUUAUAUUGCUAACUAUUAUUCAGAUAAUACCUCGAGUUCUGGGUUGCUAGUCGAAGAUACACUACACUUGGCCUCAAGCAGUGGUCAUGCAUCAAAGAGUUUGGUGCAAGCUCCAGUCAUCAUAGGGUGUGGUAGAAAACAGAGUGGUGUAUAUUUGGACGGAGUUGCUCCUGAUGGUGUAAUGGGAUUGGGACUAGGGGACAUUUCAAUUCUAAGUUCUCUAGCAAAAGCUGGAUUGGCACCAAACUCUUUCUCAAUGUGCUUUGAUGAUGAUGAUUCUGGUCGAAUUUUCUUUGGGGACAAAGGAGCUGCAUCUAAAAAAUCCACAUCUUUCUUGCCAUUGGAUGGGAAAAUUGAUGCCUACAUGGUUGGAGUAGAGGGUUGUUGCAUAGGGAGUUCUUGUCUGGAGCAAACUAAGUUCGAAGCACAGGUUGAUAGUGGCACGUCAUUCACGUUCCUUCCAAAGAAAGUAUAUGGGGAAGUCGUCUCGGAGUUUGACAAGAAAAUCAGUACUGAAAGGUCUAGUUAUGAAGGAUCCCCUUGGGAGUAUUGCUACGAGACCGGUUCAGAGGGGUUGCACAAGAUUCCUACCUUGUCUUUGAUGUUUCCUCAUAACAACAGCUUUGAGGUCCACAAUCCUGUUUUUCUUAUCUACGAAAAUGAGGAGGUUACUGGCUUUUGUUUGGCCAUACAACCAUCAGCAAUAAAUUACGGCAUCAUUGGCCAGAACUUUAUGACGGGUUACCGUGUAGUGUUUGACAGGGAAAAGUUGAACCUGCACUGGUCACGUUCCAAUUGUCAAGAUCUCAGUAAUACAGAAGGUACCUCCUAUCAAGAUAAACCAGAGAACCCAUUACCAACAAAUGAGCAGCAGAGUACAGGUGGCGGUAAACAUGCAGUUGCUCCUGCGGUUGCUGGCAGAACUACUACUCCCUCAACUGCCUCAAGAUGGUUUAUGAACAAAUUGCAGUUACCUGCCCAAUUGAGCUUAUUACUUCUCGUCACUUCCCUCUUGCGUUCAGUAAUCUAAGUUAGGCAAUAUUUUCUCUUAGAUUCUAUCUAUGUAUAGAGAGAUAGUAUGCCUGUAAAUGUUUUUAAUCUUGUCAAAGCUUUUCAUGUUAUCCAAUAUAGGGUUUUUUUGUUUCCCUUUCAAUAGUCAUUGGAUGCAUUGGAGUUCGUGGAGAAUACUUGGGGAUGUUUACACUCACAUUUUGGUUUCGCUAUAGUUUUGAGUUUGCUAUCCUUGUAAAACCGUAGGUUGUGUUACUGAGCUGUUUCACAGUAUGUUGGGCGUAGUGAUGCCGUUGUAUCUGUAACUUGACACAUGAAUAUUCUCUGGUUGGAAUUAUGAUUUUUCUUCUUUUUUUUCC
Papaver somniferum (opium poppy) is the source of this 2456-nucleotide messenger RNA. RefSeq names its product aspartic proteinase-like protein 1. The record is from RefSeq and is a predicted model, not a curated record. The coding region runs from base 518 to 2116 and encodes 532 amino acids. NCBI's taxonomy places the organism in Eukaryota, Viridiplantae, Streptophyta, Magnoliopsida, Ranunculales, Papaveraceae. Gene Ontology annotation, biological process: proteolysis. The transcript is spliced from 10 exons. Gene Ontology annotation, molecular function: aspartic-type endopeptidase activity.